UGCAGAAUUAAUUUGAAUAAUGCCAAGGCUUAGGAAUUAAACCGCUUAAAGUUAUAGUUAUAGUCAAUUUGUUUCCUCCUAGUGAUAAGGUUGCACUGCCUAUUUUAAAGGAUUUUGAUAAUCAAUUAGGUACUUUAAUGUCUAUAUAGAUAUUCUUGGCAGAAAGAAAUUACCUGAAGAAGAAUUAUAACUCCACUUCUAUAUUCUCCUUUACUCUUUUUCCGGGACUCCAUAGACUCUUCGCAAAUCGCAAGAACGCUUUGAUACUUUCUUGUACAUCAUUAUGGACGAACAGCCCAAUGCAGCAGAAAAUAUGGAAAUCAAAAGUCGGGAUCACAUGCUGUUCUUCUAUGUGCGUAGGAUUAUAUGGAGAUCCAUAAUGGCUACGUUCAGCAGUGUUCUAAUAUGGUUUCUAGUGAAGUUCCAAAUAAAGGAAUUUCGGCAUUCUACAAAUCAGCAUGUCGACGUGAUAAAUGUUGCCAUGAGUUUAAUCUUCUUGUUGAUUCUCGUAGUCUUGUGUAUUUUUCUAAUAAUCCUUAUUAUUCUUGAUUGCCGAAAGAUUGUGAAACAAUUAGUGUCCGGUUGAGAGUUGAGGCUCCAGCGAGUACCAUGGCAGAAGAAAACCAUCAAACUAAAGUGUUAGAGGCUUAGAGCAAGUUUAAA
This is a messenger RNA of Olea europaea var. sylvestris, 663 nucleotides long. RefSeq lists its product as uncharacterized. Lineage: Eukaryota; Viridiplantae; Streptophyta; Magnoliopsida; Lamiales; Oleaceae. Bases 284 to 586 code for a protein of 100 amino acids. The transcript has 2 exons. The record is from RefSeq and is a predicted model, not a curated record.